UCCUUACAUUCCUUUACUGAUCUACCUUUAAAGAGUUCUUUUAUUUGCUUAUUUACUUGUUUAUUUUUUGUACUGAGAUUUAAAGGAAAAUCCAAGAAAGAUGAUGAUAAAAACCCAUGCUGUCAGCCCUUUAGCCUUCCACAGUAUGUUUGCAACUUAUGUCCAUGAGAAUAGUUCUUCCUGUUUAAAAUAGAGUGUUUUCUAAAUUAGACUCUUUAUAGUCAUCUCACAUAUUUUUAAAGAAAAUACUUUCUCCACUAGGUGAAUUGAUCAAUGUUUCACAUUAUGAGAUAAUACUUCUGUAGCCAACAGGUUUAAAUUAUUCUUAUUUUCUAAUUUGGUUUUAGAUGGAGUACAUUUUUCAGUCUCCUUCACAUUUCAUAGUUGCUAUUGCGUGUGACUCCAUGUCAACCAAUAUCAUAGCUGGUGUUUUUACAAUAACUGUGUCUUGUCUUCUAAUUUUCUGGCCAGACUGAAGAAGUCACAUCUUUCUGGAAGAGUUAUCUGUCCCCAAAUGAUGCUCUCUUCCCAGUCCUUAUCCAAUACCUCCUUCUUCCAGCCACCUGCUUUCCUGUUGAUGGGCAUCCCAGGGAUGGAGGCCGUCCAUGGCUGGAUCUCCAUCCCCUUCUCCUCCAUGUACACCGUGGCCCUCACUGGAAACGGCCUGAUCCUCUUGGCCGUCAGGAGGACCCCCAGCCUGCACCAGCCCAUGUACUACUUCCUGUCCAUGCUGGCCCUCACCGAUGUGGGCCUCACCUUGUCCACCAUGCCCACCACCCUGGCUGUGCUCUGGUUCGACCACCGGCUCAUCGGCUUCAAUGCCUGCCUGGUGCAGAUGUUCUUCCUCCACUCCUUCUCUGUGGUGGAGUCCUCGGUGCUCCUGGCCAUGUCGUUUGACCGCGUUGUGGCCAUCUCCAACCCCCUGCGCUAUGCAGCUGUCCUCACAGACAACGUCAUCAUCAGGAUUGGGCUGGCCAUUGUGGCUCGAGCCACUGUGUCCCUCUUCCCAGUGCCCUUCUUACUGAAGCGAUUGAACUUUUGCCCUGGCAAGAUCCUCCUGUCCCACUCGUUCUGUUUCCAUGCAGAUGUCAUGAAACGGGCCUGUGCUGACAUUACGGUCAACAUCCUUUAUGGGCUCUAUGUAGUUCUGUCCACGGUGGGUGUAGACUCCUUGCUUAUCAUGCUGUCCUACACGCUCAUCCUGCACACGGUCAUGGGGCUGGCCUCUCCCAGGGAGCGCACCCGGGCCCUCAACACCUGUGUCUCUCAUAUCCUGGCUGUUCUGGUCUUCUACAUCCCAGUCAUAGGUGUGUCCAUGAUCCACCGUUUUGGGAGGCACCUGCCCCAUGUGGUACAUGUUCUCGUUGCCUACAUGUACCUGGUGGUGCCCCCUGUGCUCAACCCCAUCAUCUACAGUGUCAAAUCCAAGCCCAUCAGGGAAGCCAUGCUCAGGGUGCUCAGGGAGAAGAGGCAAGGCUGAUGAAACCGAGAAACAACCUCAGAAUCUGAGAAAACAAAGACAAAUAUGCAACUCUGAUACCCAGAAAGCCCUUAUUCUGAGCCCUGACUCAAAUACGUUAUCAAGAGAAUGACAAGCAAAUGCAUAUCUCAGACUUAUGGCUGAAAAACAGUCCUGAUUCUUUCCUACACGCAUUAACCUCAGCUUUUUUACUUAGUAUUUACUUGUGGAAGAAUCUGUGGUCAUUAGAGGAGAUGAUAUUAAAACGAACCAUAUGUAGUGUCUUCCCCCCGCUGGAGGAUAGAAGCUUCUAAACAAACAGGUGUUUUCAAGUGUAAGGAGGCUGUGAGAGGCUCACAGAAGAGCUGUGGGAACCAGGAAGAGGGCCUGCUGCCUUGUCAGGAGGAAAUGAGAAAGGACUCAGCUAAGGAGGAGACGGAAAGUGAGAAGGAUUUUUGUCAGGUAGGAAAGCUAGGCAAGGUGAAGGCACAUCAAAUAAGUAGGAAAUAAUUUUUAAAAUGAAAAAAACUGAGAUGUAGAAUUUUGUGGUUGCUUGUGGAAAAGCGAAUAGUCAAGAAGGCUCUGUACAAUGUGUGUGUGUGUGUGUCAGAGGGAGAACAACAGGAGAUGAGCUUGAAAUGAUGGGUGGUGGUAAGACUUCUCCAGGCCUUUCAGAUCUUCCUGAAACAUUUUGCCUUCAUUCCUUGUUUAGAAGUCAGCCCUGGAAAGAGGUUGCAAAGGCUUAACUGUGUAUUACAAAUUAGAAGGUGAAAAUAGAGGGAAAAAGCAUGCAAAGAAAGCGUUUAGGAGGUUGCUGUAACAGUCAAGAAAAGAGAGAAUGAGAGCUAAAACUUAAGCCAGUAAUGGAAAAAAGUAGAUUUUUUUUUUAAUUUCAUCUCUACAUUUCUCUUCUUUGUCUUCUGAAAGUACCUGGAAGCAAUGAUCCCAGUGGCAGUGAGCAAAGCUAGCAUCUAUUUUUUGGCUUCUCAAUACUAUUCACCACUACCAACAACCUAGGAUUCUUGUUGCAAUGGAUAAUUGCUAAUUUUAUGUAUCCAGGUGUGAAGUAGGAAAACGUGACAAUAUGGAAUGGUUUAAAGCAAUAAAGAACAUAAAAACAAUAGAACCACGUUUUAACAAAUAUAUACAGAAACUCAUUUGGAGAAGCUACUAGGGACCAAAUGUGAGUCAAUUAGAACAUUAAAAAUAAGUUUGCCAGCAAUCCAUUACAGCAGAUGGAAUUCUUUAAGAAAGAGUGAGUCCCUAGUGAUAUUCAAAAUGAAGAGAGAGGGAAAAAAAGAAAACAUUUUUAUAGAAGAGUGCCAUAUAAUAAAUGCAAACAUAUUGAUACAUUUGAUAGAUUUAGAAGAUUACCUCUUUUUCAGUUUUUAAUGUAACUUUAAAAUAACCAACAAAUGCAUAGAGAGUGGUGGGGAGCAACAUUCAUACAGUCUCAAAGUACGUUGCACAGCUGCUUCCGAAUCGAAAAGGAUGAACAUGUCUUAGCAAGAAAGAGAUUGGCAAUAGUACCAUAAGCAAGGGAUCGAAUUUAGCUUAACCAACACAGAGGUAAUCUGAUUUUAUAUACCUUCUGAUAUGAAUAGUUAGGAUACAAAAUCAUACAUGUAAAAUUCCUACCAAAAAUGUUCAAGUUAAAUUAACCAUGAGGAAAUAACCAGGAAAGCCCUGAUAUAGGAAGCAGCACACAC
Molecule: messenger RNA, 3168 nt
Organism: Sus scrofa (pig)
Lineage: Eukaryota; Metazoa; Chordata; Mammalia; Artiodactyla; Suidae
Source: RefSeq, a predicted model, not a curated record